This is a messenger RNA of Procambarus clarkii (red swamp crayfish), 1145 nucleotides long. Its product is annotated as superoxide dismutase [Cu-Zn]. The record is from RefSeq and is a predicted model, not a curated record. Gene Ontology annotation, molecular function: copper ion binding. Gene Ontology annotation, biological process: superoxide metabolic process. Lineage: Eukaryota; Metazoa; Arthropoda; Malacostraca; Decapoda; Cambaridae.
UGACCCGAGAGGGUGAGAAACGCCCCCUGGAGGAGCGCGCGAGUACCUUUGCAUAUAAGCCCGAGGAGAGGUCUCCAGUGGUGCAGAGGAACGCGCACCUGUACAACAUGAGGUUGGUAUCUGUCGUAGCUGCGUGUGUGUUGGGGACGUGUGUGUGGGCGACCUCCUCCACCACCACCCGGGGGGAGCGGCAGGUCGUCUUCCACAACAACUACCCGUCUCUCCUCUACAUCAACUCUGCUGCCGGCUCAGCAUCUGUUGACACAAGAGCUGACGGCGACUCUAACAUCGUCCACGUUAUCCUGUACCCAGCCAACGGGGAGGCCCAGGCGGCGAAGCGCGCAGUGGUGGUGUUGCAGGGCAGCGCCACGGGGACGCUGGUGCUGACGCAGGACACGCCGCCCGUGGGACCCACCCGCAUCGAGGGCACCAUCACCAACCUCACCGCCGGUCUCCAUGGCUUCCAUAUCCACGAGUUUGGCGACCUCUCCGGCGGGUGCGGCACUGCAGGAGGACACUUCAACCCUUACAAAAAGGAACACGGGUCUCCAGAGAACUUGAACCGCCAUGUGGGUGACCUGGGCAACAUCCUGGCCGACGAGUCUGGCCUCGCUUAUGUCAACAUCACCGACCAGCUGGUGACGCUGGUGGGGCCCACGUCAGCCGUGGGUCGCGCUAUUGUCGUCCACGCCGGCCAGGAUGACCUUGGCAAAGGCGGCAACCCAGAGAGCCUUAAGACAGGAAACGCUGGAGGACGGGUGGCUUGUGGCGUCAUUGGGUUGGCUUAAGGGGUUCCUUCCGACAGUAGUAAGGGCGGGGAAUCAGUACCAACUUUCCAGGACUGGAAUUAUUUUCAAGGGACCACAAGAGAUCAACAUCAUUCUUCGCCAACAAUCCUGAGAGCUCAGAGUAGCGGUCUAGGAUGAUAAAGAAUGAUGUCUUGUUAUUUGUUAUACUUAAAUUUGUUAUCAGUGGCAUGAUUAUUCUCCAAAGGGGAAAUUAUAUACAUGGAAAACAUACAGAACAAAUAAUCCAUUAUUACAUUACGUUACAUAAACAUAUAUGUAUUUUUAGCUUGAAAUAUAAUUAAAGUUUACAGAAUAUAUUCGAAAGCUGUGAAUCUAUAAUAAAGAUUACGCUGAUAA